Molecule: messenger RNA, 1373 nt
Organism: Ornithorhynchus anatinus (platypus)
Lineage: Eukaryota; Metazoa; Chordata; Mammalia; Monotremata; Ornithorhynchidae
Gene: TTC9
Product: tetratricopeptide repeat domain 9
Molecular function (GO): protein binding
Source: RefSeq, a predicted model, not a curated record
CGACCGGACCCCCUCGGGACCCUCCCCCGGACAUGGAGAGGAAGAGCCGGGCCUCGGGGAGGGCUGCCCCCGGCCCCCCGCCCCAAGACCCUCCAGCCGCCGCGGGCCCCCAGGACCGCCCCCAGGACCGGCCGCAGGACCGGCUCCAGGAGGAGCUGCAGGAGGAGCUGCAGGAAAUGCAGCAGCUGCAGGAGGGGCAGGGCGGGGAGGACGAGGAGGAGGAGGGGGCUUCGGGGCGGGGAGUCCGUCCGUCGGGGUCGGGGUCCCGGGGAGGUGAUCCAGCGCGCCCAGGACUUCAAGAGCCAAGGGGCGCAGUGCUACAAAGACAAGAAAUUCCGCGAGGCCAUCGGCAAGUACCACCGCGCCCUCCUGGAGCUCAAGGGCCUGCCCGCCCACCCCCGGACCCCCGCCCUCGCCCACCAUCAGGCCCAGCUCGUCGAAGCAAUAGAGGUCGACUGCUACAACAGCCUGGCAGCCUGCCUGCUCCAGGCUGAGUUGGUGAACUACGAGCGAGUCAAAGAUUACUGCCUCAAAGUCCUCAAGAAGGAAGGCGAGAACUUCAAGGCGCUCUAUCGGUCCGGAGUGGCUUUCUACCACCUUGGUGAUUUCGACAAGGCCCUCCACUACCUGAAGGAAGCCAGGUACCGUCAGCCCACAGACACCAACGUCAUCCGGUACAUCCAGUUGACAGAAAUGAAGCUCAGCAGAUGUUCCCAGAGAGAGAAAGAAGCCUCCUAACAAGGAAUCCGCCUCCGUAGAAGAACCUACAGUUGCCCUUGCUGUCCCUGGGUCCCAGCGGUGGGAGGGCAGGGGAAGGCUGGGGGUGGGGGGGAUCAUCACCCAGGGUUUGCCCUCCCUCCCCCGCCACCCCUACUUCUCCCUCCUGUUCUCCGACUCCCCUCUUAGUGUGCUCACCUUGCCGAAAGAGAGAGAGCGAGAGGCGGAGAGCUGGAAGCUGGCCAGUGGCCAGCCCAAGGGGCAAGCUGGGCCAAUGAAAAGUCCUGGGUCGGAGAACUUGGGCCCAGGGGACUGGUGGGGUCCUGGUACACACACACACACACACACCCCGAACCAUAAAGACUCCUGGGCCUGUAGUGGCAGACCCCUUGGUGGGCCGGUUCAAACGGGAGUGGCAGAAACGUGGGACGCGGGGAAGUUUAGGGCACCUCCGAGAAGGUCACGGAACCGGCCCCCCUCUCCUUCCCUCUCUUCGGCUCCCGCCCCUUCCAUCCCCUCGCCCCCACCGUUGCCCGCAUCCUGAGCCUGCUGGUAGCCCAUGUCCUCCAGCACCCCGAAGCCCACCCUCCCCACCAUCCCGUCCCUGUGAGCCUCAGCCUUGGUCGGGGGAGGGGGAGAGGGAGCUGGGUAGGGGG